Molecule: messenger RNA, 3165 nt
Organism: Rhinocladiella mackenziei CBS 650.93
Lineage: Eukaryota; Fungi; Ascomycota; Eurotiomycetes; Chaetothyriales; Herpotrichiellaceae
Exons: 2
Coding region: 1-3165 (1054 amino acids)
Molecular function (GO): protein binding
Source: RefSeq, a predicted model, not a curated record
AUGGAUCUAUUCGGCGCCCCCGAAAUAUGCGUUGAGGAACAAAAUUCGAGAGACAUAUCUAAAUAUGUGCAGACCACGCUGGCACAAAUUUUUGCCCACCGCGACGCACGAAAACAACUUGAGUCUGCAAUUUUGCACAAAGCGGCGGGUAACUUCUUGUGGACAGCACUCAUUCUCCCAAAAGUGGCCCACCGGGGACGCAGUGGGUACCGUCUCGAUACAAUUCGAGAAGAAGUGCAGAAUAGCUCUCCAGAACUCGGACAGGUUUACAAGGACGCAUUGGCGAAAAUACCAGCUUCAGAAAAGCUAAGCACGCUACGUCUGUUUCGAUGGGUCUGUCUGGCGGAAGAGCCGCUUUCCCCUGCUCAAAUGCGCGAUGCCUUAUGUUUCGAUGCCGAACCACCACAACAAGGGAAUAGCUUCGCGGCAUGGACGGCGUCUGAAAACUAUGUUGAGACAGAAGAGCAAAUGGAGAAACAGAUACGAGCACUGUCAGGCGGCCUUGUUGAGACUACCAGACAAGGCCUUGCUAUCGUUCAAUACAUUCAUCAAUCGGUCAAGGACUACUUUCUGCAACAAGGCUUGCAGCAUCUUGAACAGUCCGUUGGACUAAGAGGUCUGAGAUUGGGACUCGAGGCUACACUUGCGCGAUGCCACGAGCUCAUCUUCAAAUGUUGCAUGCAUUACGUACUCACCGACGAAAUACGUCAACUCUCCACCCAGGAAAUGAAAUCAGGACCAGAUGAAUAUCCGCUGCUUCGAUACGCUGUCACAAGAUGGCCUUCUCACCUCAAGAAGGCUGAUAUUGACGGCACACUACAACAAAGUCUCUUGGCAUAUUUCCAAUGGCCUUCGAAUCGAAUCUUGAAUCAAUGGCUCUCAUUAUGCUCCAAGAAGUUUCGUGCAUGUGGCCUUGGAGCCGGCGUAGACAUACUCCAUGUGGCGUCCUAUUAUGACCUCUGUCACCUUGUGGAUGCCGUAGCUCGUCGAAAGGAUUACAAAAUGAUUGAUCCCAAGGACUUGAAAGGUUGUACACCCCUUACCUGGGCAGCAAAGAAUGGGCAUGAAGCCGCAGCGAAAUGCCUCAUUGGUCAUGGAGCAGACGUGAACUCUCUAGAUGCUGAGCAACGGUCCCCUUUGUGGUGGGCUUCGAAUUUCAAGCACUCGAAUAUGAUACACGUCCUGAUUGGUUCCGGAGGAAAUCCUGAUCUGCAAGAUGCGACGGGUGGUACAGCACUGUACUGGGCCGCGACAAAUUACGAUCAUGCGACUGUUGAAGUAUUGCUCUCAGGAGGCGCAAACCCGAGUGUGCAAGACCACAGGGGCAGGACACCGCUCUACUCAGCUGUCCAAACUUACUUUGAUUGGAAUAUCUCGGGAAUACGAAGAAUCGUCAAAAAGCUGCUUGAAAGCGGAGCACGGCCAAACAAGAAAUUGUCGGAAGACCAACAUUUACUCGAGUGGGCAAUACACUUCGACUUGAGGGCAUUGGCGUUCUUGAAGGCUUUGCAAUAUAGAAACGUCCCAAUUGCCCUCAGAUUCGCUGAAUCCGGAAUCAAUGCUCAGAAAUUUACAGAAUUCAGCGGCAAAACCCCGAUAGACUACGUUCUUGCUGUCCAGCUGCCGGAACUGGCUGAGGCCCUCCUUCGGAGGAAGAAUUGCGACCCGAAUGGCUGCGAUCCUCGAGGAAUGACCCCCCUCAUCGCCAUUGCACGGGAAGGACGAAUUGAUAUGAUGAGAUCUUUGCUUGGCUUGGGUGCCGAGGUGGAUUUAUCGGAUUCGGACAACCGAACACCUUUGUCGUACGUAGCAGGCCGAGGACAUCUGAACGCAGCUCGAUUCCUCAUUGACACCGGCGCGAACCUGGAUUUGAAGGAUAAAUAUGGGAGGACGCCAUUGUUCUGGGCAGUUGAGGGCGGGCAUCAAGCCCUGGUGGAUCUGCUACUUGAAAAUGGUGCCGACCCUCGAUCCGAGGACUCAUCAGGCCGGACGGCAUUAUUUUGGGCGGCAAGAGGAGGUAGCAGUGACGUGAUGAGAAGUCUCCUGAAGAAGGUCGUGGACGUGGAGCACCAAGAUUCGAAAGGGCAGACUCCUCUGUGGUGGGCUGUAACCCAUCGUCAAUUGAGUACAACAGGAGAUCUGCUCGCCGGAGGCGCAAACCCCAACGCAGUGAGUUUGGAUGGCCAGAGACUGCUUCUAUGGACAGCAUCUGCUGGCUACCUUCCCGGGGCAAAACUUCUUCUCCAGUACGGCGCAGAUGUAGAUGCCCGAAAUCAUAGGCAACAGACUGCGCUCCUUCUGGCCGCAGAUAAUGGCCACGCAGCCCUGGUGAAGCUCCUGCUGGGAUACAAGGCAGAUUCAAAGCUACAAGAUUCGGAUGGCUUUACACCGUUAUCGGCUGCGGUCAGGAGAGGCUUUGGGGACGUGGUUGAAGCUCUCUGUGAAUUAAGACGGUUCAAUAAUGGAGAUCCUACUGGGCGGACACAGCUUUUGUCAGCAGUGAUGACGGGCAAUGAGAACAUCGCCAAGCUCCUCUUGAGCCAUGGUGCGGACGCCGACUGUCGAGGAUAUCGAGGUAGAACUCCGCUCUCAUUUGCCUGCGAGUACGGAUAUGAUUCUUUGGUGGAAGUCCUGCUGGGAUAUCAUGUCGAUAUCGACAGCCGAGAUGAAAACGGCCGUACCCCCCUCUGGUGGGCAGCGACGUGUGGCAGGACAAUGAUUCUGGGGAUCUUGCUUAACAAGGGCGCCAAUUCGAGCAUCGCCUGCAAUUCAGGCGACCUUCCGAUCUCGAAAGCUGUGAAUAAUGGGAACACCACAGCCGUUCGUCUUCUCUUGAAGCACAACCCAAAUCAUGUCUCAGAUCCCGAGUCCAGUCUGGCACUCUUAGGACUUGCGACAGACAGUUGUGACUCGGCAAUGGUUCUGGUAUUGAUUGAGGAGGGUGCUGACUGCAAUAUUACCCUGCCGUCGGGCUACACGCUUUCGUCAUGGGCUGCGAAGAAUGGUUUUCUUGACCUGGUAAAGGAAUUAGCCGCCAGGGGAAUCGAUCUUUGGUCUACUUCUGACCAGGAUGGUCUCACAGCCUUUGAUUGGGCUGUGAAAAAUGGAUAUGGAACUGUAGUACAGUUUUUGCUGGAGACGCCCAUGUCCACAGGCCCAUCUUGA